AUGGAAAUGGCUAUGAAGGAUGUGAGGUGUACAACACUGAUCGGUGAUGUGGUAUAUCAGCCGGAAAAUAAAACCAAUAAGCGAGUCUGGUCGAGAGUUAAGAAAGUCCAUGGCACCAUUCUCAUCAAUGGAGUGACUGAGGAACGCUUAAGAUUGCCAAGAGGUCUCGUCGUUCAUGGAUGGGCACCUCGAGUCGUGAGGGUUACUAACAAUCGCAUUCUCAAGUAUAUUGGUGCUCUACUACGCAUAGAUGUGAACGGCCCUGAGCCAUGGUUCUGGUUCUAUAAUAAUUCGAAAUUUUGCCAUACCGCCGAUAUGAAAAAGAAAAUUGAAGAAAAAAUAAAUGGAAAGUUGGAAUGGAAUGAGGACUGUUGUAAGUUCAUCUAG
Messenger RNA from Haemonchus placei, 387 nucleotides. Lineage: Eukaryota; Metazoa; Nematoda; Chromadorea; Rhabditida; Trichostrongylidae. The record is from the annotation of a GenBank genome assembly.